Mya arenaria is the source of this 5936-nucleotide messenger RNA. RefSeq names its product arf-GAP domain and FG repeat-containing protein 1-like. NCBI's taxonomy places the organism in Eukaryota, Metazoa, Mollusca, Bivalvia, Myida, Myidae. The record is from RefSeq and is a predicted model, not a curated record. Gene Ontology annotation, molecular function: GTPase activator activity. The coding region runs from base 10 to 1965 and encodes 651 amino acids. The transcript is spliced from 11 exons.
UGUACCAAAAUGGCGUCCAAUAAGAAAAAACAAGAUGAAAAACACCUUAAAAACCUCAGAGAAAUGGUGGCUCUUCCACAUAACAAGCAGUGCUUUGACUGCCACCAACGUGGACCUACAUAUAUUAAUAUGACAAUAGGAGCAUAUGUUUGCACAGCUUGUAGUGGGCUACUACGAGGCUUAAACCCCCCACACAGGGUCAAGUCAAUUUCAAUGGCCAGUUUUACACCAGACGAAAUGGAGUUUCUUAAAACACAUGGAAAUGAAUACUGUAGAAAGGUAUGGCUAGGACUGUAUGACAAUAGACUAGGAAGCCAGUCAGAAUCCAGAGAUGAAUCAAAAGUCAAGGACUUCAUGUCACAGAAAUACGAGCGGAAGCGUUACUAUGUCGCUCCUACGGAGAGCAUGAAGGAAGAGGCUAGGCAAAUGAAUGAGUCUGCCAUACCUAAAACCCCUGGUACAAGGCCAUUGAAGUCUCUUCUAGGCAAUGGAGCACCAAAAUUAGUAGUCGGGACUCAACAGGCAAAGGCACCAGUCCAUCCCAGGGCUACAAUAUCUGCCACACCCCCACCAAUUAGCUCCACCCCCCAGAGCCCAGGUGGUCUGAGUGUCCAGUCAUCUCGAUCUGCAGGCUCCUCAGCCAUGGGUGAUUUAUUGGGCGAUAUUGGGAGUGACCCAUUCAGUAGCUCUAGCACACCCUCACAGACUCCCGCAGGUGGAGGGUUUGCAGACUUUGGUAACUUUGGCAACACCAGUAGCUCCCAACCAGCAGCUUUCUCACAGAGCACCCCCCUUCAGCCAUUCGGCAACACCCCGCAGACAUCCCAGCCGGCCUUUAAUGGGUUUCCCCCAGCAGCCUCGAGCUCCCAGCCAGCUGGUCAACCUGCCCCAGCUGCGCCCCUGGGUGGGGACAAAUACUCAAAUCUCUCAGACCUCUUUAGCGUGGCUUCCACGGCGGAGAGUACAAGUUCUUCCGGUUGGGGCUCAUCUUUAAGCUCUGGUGGUGGAGUAAACUGGAGCAGCCCAGCUAGUGGUUCCGGUGGUUUAAACUGGGGAGGUGAUAGUACCAGCAGUACCAGCACAGGUGGAGGAGUGAGCUGGAACAGCCAACCCAGCCAGCCUGCAGCCAGUUCAAGCAGUGGCAUGAGUUGGGGAGGUGGUAUGACAACAACAUCAUCAUCGUGGGGUGGGCCUCAAUCUACAGCACAAACAAGCGGACUUGGAGUUCCGGGAAACCCAUUCGUCGCUUCCAGCGCUGCCAAUCCAUUCGGAGGAGGAAGCAGUACAUCUCUCACUACCCAGGGUGCACAACAAACAGCCAACCCAUUUGGAGUGACCGGCCCUGUUUCGACAGGUGCAGGGGGAGGAUUUGGCAAUUUUGGGACCCCUGGAGCCCCUCAGCAGGCUGGAGGAACAUUUGGGGGAUUCGGAGCCCCAGCUACAUCAACCAACGCAGGCUUUGGGCAGUUUGGUGCACAAAAUGGAGGAUUUGGUGCUACAACUUCAGCAGGGGGAUUCCCUGGGGCUCAGACAGGUCAUCCAGUGGCAGGGGGAUUUCCCCCUGCAGGUCAAGGAACACACGCAUUUGGGGGUCAGGGUUUUCCCCAAGGGCAGGCAGGGUUUGGGCAGCAGCCCCACCAGCCUCAGGGCCAGGCAGGGUUUGGACAAAUACCACAGGUCCAGGCAGGGUUUGGUCAGACUCCGCAGGGACAGGGAGGUUUUGGCGGUCAGGGUUUUGGGGCUCCCCAACAUCAGCAAGGAUUUGGGACCCCCCAGCAAGGAUUUGGGGCUCCCCAGUCCCAGCAGCAGGGUUUCAGCCAGAUGGCAGGUGCAGGAUUUGGGGCCCAGCAUGGGGCUACGCAAGGAUGGGGCCAGGCACCAGCUUCCUCACAGGCUAACCCUUUCAUGUCAACAGCCCAGCAAUACUCAGCACCAAAGACAGGAGCAACAAACCCUUUCUUAUGAUAUUAGUGACCUUAAAUAUUUAGAAUACCUGUUGAUUAAAUAUAAGGAAGUGUGAGAAUCACCUUAUUGCUUGUCUGUUACUGUAUAAGGUAAGCAUUGGUGAUAGAUAUAGAUACAUAUGGACAAAGGCCGUUUCAAGUGUCUUUUACCGUUCGCCAUGGUUUGAGAAACGGGCUAAGAAUAAGGUAAUAAGGAUGGUAAAAAUUGAGAGAAUUGAACAAAGAGCCUGUAAUGUUCCAGGUGACAAAUAAUUGAAAUAAGGUGGUACUGUGCCAAUACAGGAACCAUAUUCGGAGCCCUAUCAUCCAUGAGUGAAAUAAAACAAUAACAAAACUGUGAACUAUUAAGUCAACAUCAGAAAUAGAAUAGAAAUUUUACUGCUUAUGUCAAAUCAAUGUUGACUUAACAGAUGGAUCCAACUAUUAUUUUUAAAAUAGAUACUAUUACUUCUUAGAAAUAUUGUUAUGUAAAGGAAUAAUCAUACCAUACAUUUGUUCGUAACAUUUUAACAUGUUGUUAUUGCCUUUGUAAGUUCAAGGUUAAACAUUUUUCUUUAAAAAAGUACAAAAAUAUUUUGUUUGCUUUAUACAGAGUAGUUAAAUGUGAGCAAAAAAUCAGAUUGCAUGAUGGAUACAUGAUGGUGUUGAGUUUUAAAUAUUGACUUUGGUUCCCUGCAAGUACCGUACAACAUAAUGGUAGGGUCACUAGGGUGGUAACUUACUACAUCAUAACAGGGGUUCUGAAGUUCAGGAUUCAUCCGGAAAUCUAGAUUGAGAGCUUCUGACUCCGGGCCAUUAUACAGUUAAGCUUUUUGCCAGGUCAUUUGCAUCACAAAUGGAGAAUUUUGAAAUUAACACCAAUUACCUCAAAAAUAAUUUCAAUAGUGGUCUUAGCCCCAAGCCCCUUUACCCUGCGUUGGGUAUGAUUCCCUCAAACUCAAACUCAAACAGAUCCCAGGCUGUUUUUCAGGAUUGACAUUUGUCAGCUGUUAAAACCCCUGAACAUUGUCAUAUUUUAAGCAAUAAUUUCAUGAACACCAAACUGUAAAUGCAGUUUUCAUACAAUGUAUAGACACCAAGUGUAAUGCUUGCUUAUGUAAGUGCUAAGUGUUUUAAAGUAUUAUCUUCAGUAAAUAUUUGCUUCUUUUCUUUUAAUGUUGUACCAGUAUAUCAUUUUCAAAUUUCAAACAUUUAAGAUUUCUUUUAUCUUGGGCGGAAGUUUUUUUUCUUUAUUCGUUCCCAUGUCCUUAUUGUUUGCCAUUAUUAAUUUAUCAUUUUUUACUUUUUUUGUUUUUAAAAAAAAAGAGAAUUCCAAGUUGAUAAAAAAAUGUCAUUCCUACGUGCAAUUCAGUCUGAUAACAGUAUGUAUCAUCCCAUUGUCAACAAUAUCUAGGCCACAUGGUUAUUUUAGCAGUGUUAGAACAAGACAUAAAUCUGUUUUGAAUUAAAUUCAAAGAAUAACGAUUGUCUUCCAUUGAUGUUUAUAUAUCAAGAGUCUGACCGUAACUUAACGGAAACAAAACAUAAUCCAACACUUCUUAAAAAAGGUGUUUUCUUUUUUCUUAUUUUCACACUUUUUAUGACUAAAUAUUUUUGAGAAAUAUAAUCAUGAAAAAUUGCCUUUUCUUUUUUUUCAUAUGAGAAUGGAACUGAUAUUUGACUUGAAUAUUUUUGUGAUAUUGGGCCCAGGUCUUCCUUACCCCUUUAAUCUAUAAUGAAAUGACGACCAGAGAAGCUAAAAUACUCCAGUAUGUGUAAAUCGUAAUGGUUUUGCAGAAAGAUAUACAUGUACGUGUAAUAAGCUUCUGCUCACACUGUAGUACGUGUAAUAAGCUUCUGCUCACACUGUAUAGCUAGCUAUUUUAUCAUUGAAAUUGACAAUGAUAUGUUAGAUAUUUCAAUCAGAAAUUAUUACAAGUAUUAUAUUAAAACAUAAUCAUACACAAAUAUUGCAGAUAUCUUGAUAUUUUAGUUGUAAUACGAAGCACAUUGUUAAGUACAUUACACAUUACGCAUGUCUCAUUUGUGAAACAAUUCAUGAACAUUUAAUUCAUGGGUAUUAUAUAUCAAAUAUAUAAACAUGCACACAAAAUGUUCAUUAUUAUUGCAUGUUCAGUGUAUCUUAAUUAUGUAAUUUCACUUGAGGCAUUAUUUCCGUGGAUUGACAAUUACAGAAAAGUUGAUUUACCGGUAUAUUUCGUUAUACCAUAUUUGUCCUUAUAGACAAUUCUAACAUGUGUAAAUUUACACACUAAGUGCUAAUUAUUAACCCAAAUGGCCAAAAAAAUCUAUAAAAUCAAUUAUCAAAAAUUUGUAACAGUUAUUUCAUUUAUAUUAACUGAAAUAUUACAAUUUUUCUUUCGAAAUUUCUCAUUAUAAAGUUUUUGAUAUCCAAACAGAUGUAUUAUGAUAUUAGACAUUACAUAAUUUCCUAUUUCAUAACAUGAUAAAAAGCAGUUCAUUUUUAUGCAUUUUGAGUGAUGCAUCCACAUAUAGUUCAUGAAUAACACUCUUUUGUUAAUAUGUGCUUGUAUUGUAUGGUCGAUGUUUCAGGCACAUGAGAAAAAUAUCAGCACUUCAACAGCUUCCAAUAGACCAGAUUCAAGCAAAAAUAACCUUCAUAAUUUUCAUUUUAAAUCUUAACAAAAGUGCCACGGAGCGAAGGCAAACACUUGUCUGUUUUUUAGUUAUACAAGAGGCAUAGCUUGAAGUAAGUGCGGUUGUUUUGUUUUCGCGCCCAAAAUAGCACGGAAUCAACCUUACCUAGUAUGUCCUGGGGUUUGAGGGGCUUUGCCAUAUCCUGGGUUAUUGCUAUUCUCUACUUAUUUGUAUUGUCACUGGUAACUUGUGUACAAUGUUCUUAUUUUCCGCUGCAUCUGUCAUCAAUUGGGCAUAAAAUGGACAUAUUUUCAGUAUGAACAGAUAAAAAUAAUUUCUCGUUAUUUCAUAUUAUUUUUGAAAACAUGAAAACAUCCCAUUUGUCUACAUGUUAAAUAUCUUUUACAAAAAAUUACUUGAUUAAAAAUAUUGCAAUAAAAUUGGUAUAUGCCUAUGUCAUUAUAAUUGCAAUUGGCUAUUUUUGCUUGAAUUUGAUCUUUCAGUGUAUUGUUAUGUUUAAUUCAGUAUUUAUUGGUGAAUACUAAUUUAUAUAAUGCUUGCCAUGAACAAAUUUAUUGUUUCAUGUUUUAUGUUGUUGCAGGUAAUUUCAAAAUUUUGUAAUGUGUUGACAAACGGCCGUUUUAUUAAGAGUCCUAGGAGUUUCUUCAGCCUUGUGCAGAACUGUUGAUAAUAUCUCAUAUGUAUGAAAUUACUCCAAAGAUUCUUGAUGAAGUUACUCCUAGGAUUUUUGGUGAAGUUACUCCUAAGAUUCUAGGUGAAAUCACUCCUAAGAUUGUUGGUGGAAAUCACUUCUAAGAUUUUAGGCUUCUAAGAUUUUAGGUGAAAUUACUCAUAGGAUUCUAGGUGAAAAUACUCCUACAAUUCUUGGUGAAAUAACUCCUAAGAUUAUUGGUGAAGUAUCUCCUUUGAUUCUAGGUGAAAUUACUCCUAAGAGUGUAGGUGAAAUUACUCCUAGGAUUUUUGGUAAAAUCACUCCUAGGAUUCUUGUUGAAUUAACCAACCCCCUGAUAUUUUUAUUAGUGCCAUUAUUUAAAUCAGAAUUUUAUUAAUAGCAUAUGAUAAUUUAUUUAAAAUGUGUCGAUUUUUUAGGACUUGUUAUUAUAUAGUGAAUUUAUGCUUAGUUUUUGCAAAAAUAUGUAAAGAAAGUGUGAAAUUUGAAUCCACUGAACUUUUUUGAACAAAUAGAUUUCAUAUCUUUGGCCAGAAAUAUUUUAAAGGCCAUUACUUCUGUAUUUAUUCUCAUACAUGUAACGUUAUAUGGUGUACAUUUUUGCAUAUGGUUGUUAUGCUGAUGUUAUUUUGUGAUAUGUAUAUUGUAGCCUCUUAAGUCGAAAUAAAUUGAAAAUGUUGGUA